AUGGACAUGCGCAAGAAGUGGGAUUCACUGAAGGCCACGUGUAACGAGGGUGCACAUCUCCACUGGCCUAAGGCCGCCACAGCAUGGGCAAGCUUUUCCCACCUAAUUAGACACUCUCUACUACCUGUCCGGGGAUCUUCUUCCUCACCAGGCAAGACCGGUUACAUGUACACAUGUUUAUGCUCUCAUCGUGUCCGGCCGGUUGUGCAGCCACGAGGCGAGUCUUGA
This is a messenger RNA of Protopolystoma xenopodis, 228 nucleotides long. The record is from the annotation of a GenBank genome assembly. NCBI's taxonomy places the organism in Eukaryota, Metazoa, Platyhelminthes, Monogenea, Polystomatidea, Polystomatidae.